AUUUGUCUUCUGUGAGGCAUUUCAGCAGCCAUGCCCAAAACUACACCACCCUCCUGCUAGAGGAUGAGAAGGGAAUUCUUUAUGUAGGUGCCAGGGGGGCUGUGUUUUCCUUAAAUUCCACCAACAUUGCUGACGGCUCCCAUCAGACGAUGGAUUGGAAGGCCUCUCCUGAGAAGCAGGCAGAAUGCUUGAAAAAGGGCAAGAACAAUAAGACGGAGUGUUACAAUCAUGUCAGGCUUUUGCAGCGGCUGAACUCAACCCAUCUGUAUGUCUGUGGAACAUAUGCCUUCCACCCCCUCUGCACAUACAUAGAUACCAACAAGUUGAUGCCACCGUCAGUCUUUGAGGAAGGGAAGGAAAAAUGUCCCUAUGACCCUAGCCAUGGCUACACUGGUCUGAUUGUGGAUGGCAGUUUAUAUACAGCAACACGCUAUGAAUUCCGCAGCCAGCCAGACAUCCGACGCAGCCUGUUCCAGCGGGUUCUAAAGACAGAGGAAUCCCCUUUGCACUGGUUGAACGAUGCUGAGUUUGUGGCUUCCGUGUUGGUCAGGGAGAGCACGAGCAGCCUGGUGGGGGAUGAUGACAAGAUCUACUACUUCUUCACAGAGCAAGCAGGAGAAGAGAGCACCUCUAUCUUUGACAAGAACCAGCUGCCCAGGGUUGCCAGGGUGGCCCGAGUGUGUAAGAAUGACCUUGGUGGCAAGAAGAUCCUCCAAAGGAAAUGGACAUCCUUCAUGAAAGCCAGGCUGGCCUGCUACAUUCCCUACUAUGAAGUCCUCAAGGAUGUUUAUACCUUGGAUGGAGGGGACUGGCGGAGUACUGUCUUCUAUGCAGCAUUCACCUUAUCAGCACAGUGGAGAAGCAUGGAGGUGUCCGCCAUCUGCCGAUACAACAUCUCUGAGGUGCAGGCAGUCUUUGAAGGGACUUACAUGGAAUACCAGGACUCCUCCCGCAAAUGGUCUCAGUACAGUGGGGAGGUUCCAGAGCCCCGGCCAGGAUCAUGCAUCACAGAUCGUGCUCGCAAGAGUGGCUUCAAUUCCUCCCAGGAUUUACCCAACAGCGUGCUGGAUUUUGUCAAGCUCCACCCCUUGAUGUAUGAAGAGGUGAAACCUACAGAUGGCGAUCCCCUGUUGGUGAAGAAAAAUGUAAUCUAUACCCAGAUAGCCGUAGACAGAGUCCGAGCCCUGGAUGGACAAGAGUAUGAUGUGCUGUUCUUGGGAACAGGUAACGGCUGGAUUCACAAAGCUGUGGUUGUUGGUUCCGUGGUCCAUAUCAUAGAAGAGAUGCAGGUCUUUAGGGUUCCCCAGCCUGUAGAGAAUCUCGUCAUCUCCAAACGGCAGAAGAGUCUAUAUGUAGGAUCCCAGAGUGGGGUCCUUCAGUUACCACGGUCCACCUGCGGGCGAUAUGUCUCCUGCUUCGACUGUGUCCUGGCCCGGGAUCCAUACUGUGGCUGGGAUGGUGUGAGCUGCAGGGAACUAGAGGAGACUCUGGACAGAACUUUGCUGACCCAGGACGUGCUGCAUGGCAACAUGGGCUGCUGGAAUGACUCUGCCCAGGCCACAUCCACGCAGAAGAAUCGGACUGUGUUAUGUGGUGACGAUGUGCUCUUGCCCUGUGAGCAGGCCUCUAAUCUGGCCCAGGCAACGUGGCUGCUGAAUGGCACAGAAGUGCUGGCAGAGGAGGGGCAAGGACGCUUCCACCUCGGCGUGGAUGGGCUGCUGGUGACAGAUACGCAGCUGGAGUACAGUGGGGAAUACCGAUGCUAUGCCAAGGAGAACGGUCUUCAGGCCCUGGUGGCCACCUAUGCCCUGACUGUGCUGCCCGAGCAGCUGGUGCCCCAGUUCCCCCCCACGGUGCCUCAGCCCUCCUGGCACGCUGCCAGCCAUGCUUAUGGGGACAUGAAGUUUAUCUACAUUGGCGUCAUCACAGUGCUAGGAGGGCUGUGCCUGGUGCUCAGCGUGGUUCUCCUCUAUGUCUCCUGCUUGCAGAAGCGCAGGGGCAAAUACAGCCUCGGGGUCCCCCAGACGUCCAGUGUGGAGCUGCAGACGGUCUCCUCCAACUGCAUAGGCAAAGGAGGACAGGAGGAUGAGGACUUGGGUACCUACCCAGAUGGCUGCCUGCAGAUCAUCCCUGGGGAAGCCACCUCUGUGGCAUCACCGUCCAAGGAGGUGCCCCCUAUCCCACCACCACCCCCUCCUCCACUACCGGCCGAGUUCACCAACGGCAUUACCACCUUGCCCAACAUGCUGCGCAAGAUGAACGGCAACAGCUACAUGCUCUUGCGGCAGAACGAGGAACCGUGCACUUCGCCACUCUACAACUCCUUUACUGAGGAGCUGAGCAAAAUCCUGGAGAAGCGGAAACACACACAGCUGGUAGAAAAGCUGGACGAGAGCUCCGUGUAGGGGGGACAGGGAGCCCAUUUCGCCGGACUCAUCCCUCCAGCCCUUCUGUGAUUCCUCCUCCCCAAUCCAACAGAACCAGUGUUACGACUCAGCAACUACCUCCGGAGCGGCCCUCCGGAGCCGCCACAGACUCCGCACUCAUUUCCUAUUUUUGUUGUUGUUGGUUUU
This is a messenger RNA of Gekko japonicus, 2573 nucleotides long. It is a transcript of the gene SEMA4G, whose product is annotated as semaphorin 4G. The record is from RefSeq and is a predicted model, not a curated record. The transcript is spliced from 13 exons. NCBI's taxonomy places the organism in Eukaryota, Metazoa, Chordata, Lepidosauria, Squamata, Gekkonidae. The annotation marks the transcript as partial. Gene Ontology annotation, biological process: neural crest cell migration; negative regulation of axon extension involved in axon guidance; axon guidance. Gene Ontology annotation, molecular function: chemorepellent activity; semaphorin receptor binding.